ACAGGAACAAACUAUUUCAUCCUGAAUUCCAGCCCAGGUAAUGAGGGUCUGAGUGCCAGCGUUUCUAUAGCGUUAGGAAUUCAAAACAAUCGGUCUUGCAAUAUUUGGCCUAAAAAAUUCCUUGUAGGUUUACUGAUUAACAGGAUUUAGUUCUACUUCUUAAAACUGCAGUUGAAUGCCCUUUGUCAUAUAGAGUGCAGACAAGUAGUGCUGGGAACUGUGAAUUUUAGCAUUUCAUAUGAAAUUGUAGUGGCUUAUGUUUGAUUUGGUUUGUGGGAAAUUUUGACUUCAAGCGAUGGUAAGCAAGCAAUAUGACAGCUCCUACUUAAUUGCAUAAAUAAUGUUGCAAAUAUACAGAGAAGGAAUGUUCUGGGCAAACAGUAUAACAUGCCCAUAUACUGUAAUUUGUAAGGGAAACAAAUAUGACACCUUCUACUCUAUGUAUAAACAAAAAUAUACAGGAAAGGAAUGUUCUAGGCUCAAUAACAAUAACGCCUAUAUGAUCUGGUGCUUCCUUGGUGUCCUUAAACAACUUGCAUCACUUAGGGAAUAAUAAAGUCCUUUAAUCCCGGAAACCCAGGAUUAAUAUUCCCAGGACCUUGCUGGCAGCCCAUUAAUAGAGUAGGGAGGUAUUCAUGGCACUGCCCCAGUGACACAGACUAGAAGCUGGCACAGCUGAUCAGCCCCCCCCCCCCCCGUCAGUGGACGCAGAUUUUCCAAGCCUCCUUAUUACAACGUAGUAGUGAUUUUCUGCUUUGCAUAGAGGCUGCUUUCAUGCUACUUCCCCUUUCCCCUGCAAGCUCGCACUCUCUUUCUCCGUGUGUUACGCCUGCUGCUCCCUCUGCCGUGUCAGGAACUGAGAAAGAAAACUUUGAGACACGCGGCUAAGGGCCAGACACUUCUGCCACCCCUCCCAUCUUAUUCUCACACUUUCCCAGUGGCGUCAGUCUAAGAUCUAUGUGAGUCAAGCCAGAUGCACACUUCCCUUUUGGCUCAGCGCAUUUCUUUCCCACUUUUGGGUGGUUCUGCUUCAGACCACUCACUAGUGUCAUCACACAAGUGCAGAAGAUGUGCCGCCAUAAUCCCUUCCUCGUCUGAAGACUAUGCUGAAAACUGAGACGUUGUGCCUAUUUUGAGUCACUUUUAUAAAUGCCUUCAUCUCUUCAUCUAUGGAGCAUUCUGAGGCAGAGGCAGACAUGAUCCAUCAGAAGGUGCGAGCAAUUCUCCGAGGGCUUGAUGGCCAGCACCCAGCACUACAGUCUGACCACGGAAUGCUCCGAUGGACAUUGCACAAAAGCCUGGACAGGAAUUCGGCCAGUGGGAGUGUCAUUGUGGGAAUUCUAAUCAAGGAACUGGAAAAGGCUGAGCGCACGGAUAACCUACAUUACAUCAUACCGCUGCUGCACACUCUAAUGUACGCCAUCACUAAGGCUGCAUACAUCUCUGAUGAGCUAUAUGAGAGGGUUUACGUAUUCUGUAAAAAGAUCCUGACACUUCCCAAGCCCUACUGUACUAUCGGACUGGAUUAUGCCAACAGGUUAAAGACGGAAAAGAAAGUUCCAGGUUUCUCUUACCAAAAAUUGGUUACUAUGGAGCAAAACCUUAGGAGGGAUGCACUCCAGCACCAGGACAAGGUUCUGCUGUUCCUGGACCCAAAUAUAAUUUCAGAGGCUGUAUGCAACACCCUCCUGCGGGAGACUCAGGCCACCCAGAUAUCCCAGACGCCAGUAAAGUGCAUGUCAUACGUUAUCACCAACAGCAUCCAGGCUGCACUGGGGAAAGACUGCAACAUCCAGCUGCUGCAACAGGUGCUAAAGGACCAAACCCCAGAAGAGGUGGAGCUCUGGUUCCAGGAAGUGCUGUCGGCAGUGGAACACAGCUCAAGAGAGAAUGGGAUUGGCCGGCAGAAGCACUGUCAGAGGCUGCAAGAAAUAUACGGGAAGAUGGUUGGCUCGUCGGAGGAAGAUGUGCCAGUAUCCAAACUGCAGGUGAUCCCUUGCCCGAGUCCAGACAUUACAGUGCACCUAUGGACCGAUGAAGACCAGCUAUGGAAGGAGCUGGUCCUUUUAACCAAAGAGACGCAAAACACAGACGUAGAGGUUGACUCCUUUCGGAUCCCAGAUCUUACUAUGGAUGAGGAGAGCACUGAGCAGAACCGGAUAUCUGUGUGGUCCAAUGAUAGUGGGAUAGAGAGGGACCUGCCCGGGGUGGAAGAGAAAGAGUCAACCAAGCUACAGAGGAAGCCGUGCAUCAAAAAGAAAGGUCCAGAUUUGGACUCUGCAGUUCUUCUCCAAAACCUGACAAAGGCACCAAAGGGCAGCCGAAUUGGGACCCUUCAGAGGCUCUCAGGACAAAGUACGGAGGUCCCAGCAGAGCCGGAGAAACUUCCCACUGCACGGAUCAUUAUACUGGGGGAUGACAGGGCGCUUGGCAAGCUGGCUAAGGCCUAUUAUUCCUAUAGGAAAAGAGAAGCAAGGAGGCCCCACCGGACACUGAAAGCCAACCUGCAGUUUUACUGUAUCCCAGUCCGAGGCGAACUGACUGACUCCUCACCUGACAAGGCCAGUACAUCUGUAAACCCCCCUACCAUGGAUGAGGUCUGUGAGAUAAGCACAUACCUAGGCCUUGUGGAUCCUUGGUAUGAAGGAAACAUCAACACUUUGUGUGACAUGAUCCCCAAACUCUCAGUCAUGCCACCCUGUCCCACCAGUGAUGCCACCUCAGACCCUUUCAUCCUAGAUGUGACAUCCUACUAUCUGCGGUUUGGCAUUCAGCCUGUCUACUUCCAGAUAUACAGCGUCAAGAUCUUCUACAGAGACACCAGCCUAGAACCAGGGGAAGACGUGUUUCUCACCGAGUUGAAGGCGGAGCUGCAGGACUGCCCCAGUUGCAAAGUGAGUACCUUACCAAGGAAAAAGACAGCAACAGAUGCACGAGGUGGAAUCCAAAUUCAUUACAAAAAGGCACUGGCCAGUAACAGAGAAAAAGAGGGGUCGCUGGUGCUGAGAACCUCAGGGGCAGUGAUAAAAACCAUUCCUCACAACGAAGCAAAAGAUCUUGUAUGUCUUAAUGUGUACACAGAUGAAGUUACACGGUCGUCCCAGUGUAGUACACGUCAUGCACCGGGCAACAUUAGUGUGCUCAGAGCCUGCAGCGUGCAAAUGAGGAGCCUGGAGAUCCGCACCUUUACUCUGCAGUUAGACAAGGACUCACGCAGGGUUUAUAGCAACGUUGCAAGAUUUGAGGUGUCGCCCUGUCAGGAGCCAGGGUACAGCCUGCAAAAAAUGAAGACACAGCGUGCCCACGGAGAAAGGAACGAAGUGGGGGGGCUGAGCAGAUACAUGUCCAAGUCAUUGCUGCUACCAAUAAAUACAUUCGCUGGCAUCAUCCAGGGAUAAAAGUCAACAUAAGAGAGAGGCGGCAGAAAAUUCAGCACUGAAUAUGAGAAGGCGCAACGCACAGAUGAUCAACAAGGGGGCCUCAAGCUGUUACUGGACUACAGGUUCCAGUGCUGGGAGUUGUAGUCCAACAAGAGGGACUUGAAUAAAUUAAACCAAAAUACCUCCUUAGAUAUUUAACACCACGCAGGUUAAACAUGCACUAAAUAUGAGUCCAUUCAUUAUUUGUUUUCUGAGGAAAAGAACAGCAUAGCAACUGUAACUUUCUUAUGCACUUCUUUGUACAUAUAUAACCAGCCAUUUCUCUUGCACCUGUGCAAUAUCCACACACUUAUUUAUUGAAUGUUGCUUUAAUAAAGGUCACUUA
Messenger RNA from Xenopus laevis (African clawed frog), 3765 nucleotides. It is a transcript of the gene pik3r6.L, whose product is annotated as phosphoinositide-3-kinase regulatory subunit 6 L homeolog. The record is from RefSeq and is a predicted model, not a curated record. Gene Ontology annotation, molecular function: 1-phosphatidylinositol-3-kinase regulator activity. NCBI's taxonomy places the organism in Eukaryota, Metazoa, Chordata, Amphibia, Anura, Pipidae. The transcript is spliced from 22 exons. Bases 1170 to 3398 code for a protein of 742 amino acids. Gene Ontology annotation, biological process: G protein-coupled receptor signaling pathway. Gene Ontology annotation, cellular component: phosphatidylinositol 3-kinase complex; phosphatidylinositol 3-kinase complex, class IB.